AUGUUCACGGGCAACGAAGUCGAUCGCCUGAACGAUGAAGACUUGCAAAGGACCUGUGACCUCAUGGGCAUCUCCUUCGCAGAAAACGAGGCAGAGUCAAACUUAGGGAAUCUAGAGUUCGUUAAACCGGUUGAAUCUGUCGUUGGUGUCAUUGACAGGGCAGUAGCUUAUGGAUCGCCUGCCCGAGCCCCCUUCGCCGAAAGGCUCUUGGCCGGGAAUCGGGCAGUGUCACCGAGCAUGCGGCUGGUGUCGGUGACAUUGGCGCCGCACUCACGGUCGUCCCGAUCGCAGACGGGGCCCAGUCAACUGCAGGCGUUGAUGGCAUGUAUGGGGUCGGAGACCCUGCAACUCAGCUGCACAUGCACCUUCAAAAAACCGGUGAGGCCAAGUGAAAAGCCUGGGUCUCGACGUUUCUUUUGA
Messenger RNA from Symbiodinium natans, 420 nucleotides. NCBI's taxonomy places the organism in Eukaryota, Dinophyceae, Suessiales, Symbiodiniaceae. The record is from the annotation of a GenBank genome assembly.